AUGAGCAAAGCCCGUGCUUGGGCGAUGACUCGCUCUGCUGUCACAACUACUUCAACGGCAGGCGACUCCGAGCGCAAGCUCAUUCUGCUCGAGACAACUAAGGAGGUUGAAGCGUAUUUACGCUCCUGCCCCACCGACCAAGCCUCCUCAGCCCGCGCUGUGGUCAUCUCGUCCUACAAUACCUGGGCUGUGCGCACCACCACCGAGAUCGACGAACAUGGCAAUAGAACCCAUCACCCCCGCAAGGCCACGUGCCAGGAGACCGACCCAAUGGCUAUAGACCUCAACUCCGCCGAAGCUGACGUCGAUGAAGACAUGUCCGACCCCGACGAUAUUGUGCCCACGUCGCCAGACAACCAGCUUCCGCUUCGAUGA
Molecule: messenger RNA, 375 nt
Organism: Penicillium coprophilum
Lineage: Eukaryota; Fungi; Ascomycota; Eurotiomycetes; Eurotiales; Aspergillaceae
Exons: 1
Coding region: 1-375 (124 amino acids)
Source: RefSeq, a predicted model, not a curated record